Phycodurus eques (leafy seadragon) is the source of this 2022-nucleotide messenger RNA. RefSeq names its product coiled-coil-helix-coiled-coil-helix domain containing 4a (gene chchd4a). Lineage: Eukaryota; Metazoa; Chordata; Actinopteri; Syngnathiformes; Syngnathidae. The transcript is spliced from 3 exons. Gene Ontology annotation, biological process: protein import into mitochondrial intermembrane space. Gene Ontology annotation, molecular function: protein-disulfide reductase activity. The coding region runs from base 161 to 613 and encodes 150 amino acids. Gene Ontology annotation, cellular component: mitochondrial intermembrane space. The record is from RefSeq and is a predicted model, not a curated record.
GUCAGGUGACAGGUCACAGUAACUCAGUAGAGCACUGUGGCAGAAGCAGAGGCGAUCAGGGUCGAUUGUCAGAUGAAAUUCUCUCUUUUAUUAAUUUCUCUCAGGCUGGCUGUCUUUCAUCUCGGCGGGCGAAGUUGGACGGACGCAAAGAGUGGCAGAUAUGUCUUACUGCAGGCAAGAAGGUAAAGAUCGCAUUAUCUUUGUGACCAAAGAGGACCAUGAGGCUCCCAGCAAUGCCGAGUUGAUUGCGGAUGAUCCGCAUGAUCCGUACGAAGAGCAAGGCCUCAUCCUGCCCAAUGGUGACAUCAAUUGGAACUGCCCGUGUCUCGGGGGCAUGGCCAGUGGACCUUGUGGCUCUCAGUUCAAGGAAGCUUUCUCAUGCUUCCACUACAGUAAGGAGGAGGUGAAGGGCUCCGAGUGCAUCGAUCACUUCCGUAACAUGCAGGAGUGCAUGCAGAGGUACCCUGAGCUCUAUCCUCAGGAGGAAGACAAAGAAAGCUCCAAUCAGCCACAGGCAAAGUCUGCUUCUGACUCACCCGAGGACUCUGCCUUAUCGCCCCAAACAGACUCUGUUCCAGUAAGCUCACCAACAGACAGCCAAACUGGCAGCUAAGAGCAACUGUCAACCCACAGGCUCUUAAAUCUGUGUAUGCAAGCACUGCAUUGCAAAGAUUUAUGCUCUCUAGUCAUGAAAACCAAUAAAGAAGGCCUGCACUGUGGUGACUUUCCUGGGCGGCACCAAAAGAAGACUUGAAGCAGAAAGAUAUAUGGUAUUGUGUUGGUGAUUAUGUGAAACUAUUCCUAGGAGGUUCCAUGGACCCUGGUCAAUGGAAAAAUAAACUCUCAUAUUCUCAUAAGAAAAAAAUGUCAUGAGCAUCUCCAUUCCCAAACUUUCUGUAUGACGUCACUUGUGCGAAUUAUGUUCAAAUUCUUUUGCUGCCAACCUGUGCAUUAAAACACAAACCAUUCUAAUACCACUGUUGAAAGAACAACUGCUGUACUGCCUUAAAUGUCAUUUAUGGACAAUACAAAUAUGAUUGUAUUUGUCAAACAUACAGGUGUAUUCAGGUGACAUUUCGAACCCCUUUUGUGAUUUGUGCUUGUUAAUGUUGGACCUGAUCAUUCAGAACUAUCUACAUUUCUUUGUUGCUGCUGAGUCACCAGCUGAAAGAUUGAAUGAAAAUGUUAAACUAGGCCAAUUGGCUCCCUUAUGUGAUACAAACAGUGCUUUGUCUGCAUGUGUGUGAGUACUAAGUGUACCUUCAGUUCUGGUUACUGUUAUUGCCACCUUUGAGUUUUUAUGUAUGACAUACAAUAUCUCAGUGAUGCUCAAAGUGUGGUACUUGUACCAUUAGUGUUACGCAAAAGAAUCCCUGCCCAAGUACAGUUAAGUUCUGUUCAACGUUUUAGUACAGUCUCCUAUAUUAAGGCACAGUGUUAAUGUUCAGACUGUGCAAAAUGUUACAGCAACCUGCAGUGAUAGUUUCAUAACCUAUUAUGGUACUGUAUUUUAAUGUUUCAUGAUGGUGGUACUUGGAGCGCUGAGUUUUUUUUUUUUUUAAAACAUAGUACUUGGUAUAAAGGUUUGAGAACAACUGCAAUAUCUUCUGAAAGUUCUCAUUUAGUUUAGUUUUCUUCUGUACACAAAGAAGGACCUAGUCCCAGAUCAACUUGUCUGUCCGUGUUCUCUUUAGCACUGAUCCUGGAUUCCAGUAAUGGUGACCAGAACAAUAUUACUGUGGAACCUUUGAAGACAAUGAUCAUGGGUGCGAGUAAAGUUGGAGAGAAAUGUACCAGCUACUUUUAAACAAAGAAAAUUGAUCAGAUGCUCAGUCAGGCGAGCCACAAGAUGAUACGUAAAUUGACUCGCCUUCAAUAUAUCCUCCAUCAAAUGAGGUUAAAACAAAAAGGAGAAUUUAAUAAAAUCCAGACAUUUACACAUUCAGGUUCACCUAUGUCUGCUGCGCUCUGAGCAAUAAUUAUGACUUUAAUCGACACGAUUGUUCAGAAUAAAAUGAUGUU